Molecule: messenger RNA, 1053 nt
Organism: Lodderomyces pseudojiufengensis
Lineage: Eukaryota; Fungi; Ascomycota; Pichiomycetes; Serinales; Debaryomycetaceae
Product: amidase
Exons: 1
Coding region: 1-1053 (350 amino acids)
Biological process (GO): protein catabolic process
Molecular function (GO): protein-N-terminal asparagine amidohydrolase activity; protein-N-terminal glutamine amidohydrolase activity
Source: RefSeq, a predicted model, not a curated record
AUGAGAUUAAAAGUAGCUAUCGUUCAAAUUGACUCUCUACUAGGUCAACCAAAACAAAAUAUAUCAAAAAUUCAAAAUUUAUUAACAUCAAAAUUAUCAUCAUUUUCAUCACCAAAUCAAAAAAAUUUAGAUUUAAUAGUACUUUCAGAAUUAGCAAUAACAGGUUAUAAUUUUAAAUCAUCAACUCAUAUAAAACCAUAUUUAGAAAGUGUUGAUCAAUUUGGUCCAUCAUUAAAUUUUGGAAAACAAUUAAGUUUAAAAUAUAAUUGCUUUACAAUAAUUGGAUAUCCUGAAAUUUUUAAUAAAAUAAUAUAUAAUUCAAGUGCUGUAUUUAAUAGAAAGGGGGAAUUAAUUUAUAAUUAUAGAAAAUCAUUUUUAUAUGAAACUGAUGAAGUAUGGGGAUGUUCAGAAAAUCCAAAUAAAAAUUUUGAACCUAUUAUUUUAAAUUUUGAAACAAAUGAGAAUAAUUCUCAGGAUAAUGAAAGCAGUAAAGAUAGUAAAUCAAUAAUUACAAAUAUUGGAAUAUGUAUGGAUUUAAAUCCUUAUAAAUUUGAAGCACCUUUCAAUAAAUUUGAAUUUAGUUCAAAAUGUUAUUUAAAUAAAUCAAAUUUAAUAAUAUGUCCAAUGGCAUGGUUAUCAUCAAGUUCACCAUCAAUUAAAAAACAAGAAGAUGAAAUAAAUCCAGAAUUAAAGAGUCUAUCACCAGAACAAUACCAAAAUUAUCUCACCAAACAAGCUCAAAAUAUCACCUUAUCAAAUGAACCAAAUUUUGAAACAAUAAAUUAUUGGAUAUUAAGAUUUUUCCCAUUUUUAAAUCAUCCUUUUUCAAUUUUGCCAAAAUGGUGGUCAAACCAAAAAAAAAUUAAUAUUUUAAUUUGUAAUAGAAUUGGGAAAGAAAGUUCAAUUAUUUAUGGUGGUAGUUCAUGUAUUUUACAAUUUAAUAAUUCAACAGUAACAAAUGAUUCAAUUGAUAUGAAUAAUCCAAGUGUUGAUGUUUUGAAUCCUUUAUCUCAAUCUGAAGAAGGUAUAAUAAUCACUGAAAUUGAUGUAUGA